Molecule: messenger RNA, 1132 nt
Organism: Tripterygium wilfordii
Lineage: Eukaryota; Viridiplantae; Streptophyta; Magnoliopsida; Celastrales; Celastraceae
Product: protein TIFY 10A-like
Exons: 5
Coding region: 122-853 (243 amino acids)
Biological process (GO): response to wounding; regulation of defense response; regulation of jasmonic acid mediated signaling pathway
Cellular component (GO): nucleus
Source: RefSeq, a predicted model, not a curated record
CCAGCCUACCUUCAUCUCUCUCGCUUUAUCUUUAACCGAUAUCAACUAAAUUCAACUCAAUAGGAAGCACGAAGCAAAAGCUAAAAGAGCACGAAAUCUUUGUUAUUGAUUUUCCGGGAAUAUGUCGAGCUCGACGGAAAGGUCGGAGUCAGGGGGACACAAGCCGGCUGAGAAGUCGAGCUUCUCGCACAAGUGUAGUCUAUUAAGUCAGUACUUGAAGGAGAAUGGGAGUUUUGGAGAUCUGAGUCUAGGAAUGACAUGCAACAUUGAAGGAAACGGAAAGCCGGAGAUGUUGAGACGGGCUACCACAGUUUUGAAUUUGUUUCCAAUGAGUGAGAACCCAGCUGAGGUUUCGGGCCAAAAUAAUGCAAAAAUGGUCAAACCAAUGGUGUUCCCCGAAGCAGCUGGUUUCCAUGUAUUCAAGGAGGAGGAGCUCCCAAAAAGGGCUGAUUCUUGUUAUGCAGCAGGGGAGCUUCAGACUGCACAGAUGACUAUGACUAUAUUUUACGGUGGACAGGUGUUUGUGUUUAAUGAUUUUCCGGCAGACAAAGCGAAAGAAGUCAUGCUCUUAGCAGGCAAGGGAAAUGGACAGAGUUGCAAAACAUUCCCUUUUUCUACUGAGAGUGAUAUCGUCACUAAACCGGUGGAAGCUUGCAGUCUGAGUCGUCCUAUAAUUAGUGUAGUUCUACCAAUAGCAAGGAAAGCCUCCCUGCAAAGGUUUUUGGAGAAGAGAAAAGAUCGGAUUACUGCAAGAGCUCCGUACCAAACAAGCAACAACUCGAAGGCAGGUCUCUCAAAAUUACCAGUUGAAAACAAUUCCUGGCUUGGCUUGAUGGCUCCAUCACCACAGUGAUCUCCAGAUGUUGACAAAUUUAGGCUCCUGACUCUCCUCCUCAGUCACUGCAGUAACUGAAAGAAAGCUCUUAGUAGUUGUUGUUGUGGUCUCUUUAAUGGUUAUCCAAAUUAAAUGCCAUGUUAAGCCCCUUUCAAUUUUUCUUUCAACCAUAUAUUGCUGGCUGUUUCUAGUUGUGGCUCUAAUUAACGAGUCCAUUAUAUCUAACUGCGUUAUUAUUUCAUGUAAUUAAUUAAUUGAGAGUUUCAUUAAAUUAUGAUUCUGGCCCAUUCAUGACAA